GGUAUGAACUUCAUAAAUUACAAUACGUUGUUCCCAAGAGAUGCACAAAUACUUGUAGGCCUGCAUCAUGUCAGCCCAACGGCUACACUAGUCUUAGUUGGUCGAAACCAGCUACGACACUGCAGAGUGCUGAACCAGCGCCUGCCUAUCCUGGUUCACGAAUUAUAGGUUCAACUGUCAGAAGCGAAAGCGACCCAUGGUCGCUGCUUCCCAACAACCACCCAGGGCGAGGUCGCGUAACCUCCUGUCCGGCGCCUUCGACCCUCAUCUCAACAUCCGCAAACCGUCGUUUUCAUAGACAACCCAUCCUUAGAAACUUUAUCUAAGCUACAUUUGAUCACUACGCCAUGUUCCUUCGUUCUCUUAUCAUGUCUUACGACUCGUGCCUUUUUUACUGCUAGGCACGUUACUGUUGACCAUGCGGAUCGAUCUUCACAUCGCAGUCGCACCUCGCGCCGUGAUGCGCGACCCAGCCAGCGCGGCCCAAAAGCACGAUCCCCACCACUACCGCCACCACAAGCGCCGUGCUCUCCAAAUACGAGCCUCCAAGUUGCUCAACUGCAAGCGUUUAACAAGCUCCAAGUCUAACCAUCACCACCUUCGGCAGCCAAGGGUUCCAGGGCGUGGGAGCAUGCCCGACGAGCCAGUACAGCCUCCGCCUUAUUCAAGCCCUUUGCCUGAGGACAGGCUCACUGUGGCGCAUACGCUGCCUUGGGACCUCUGCUACGACAGGCCAUCUCAGGAUGCUGCUAGGCGCGUUGGAAAUCUUGCUGGGCGUACAACGGGACCAGCCGAAUCCGGGGAAACAGCGUCCGCGGCAGUUGUCGAGCCUCCAGUUCCAGACAACGGCGCCACAGAUGUAGCUCCGGCAAUGCAUGUCAGCCAACGGGACAUCCAAUCCUGCGAGCCCGUACGCUCGAAGCCGCUUGUAUGUUGAGUCGGUCUUGUUUCCUUGGCAAGUGCGUGGUAUUUUGGUGGUACAGAUCGUGAAGCUCCCUGAGGCGCCUAUCGUUCUUGU
Messenger RNA from Paraphaeosphaeria sporulosa, 1018 nucleotides. RefSeq lists its product as uncharacterized. NCBI's taxonomy places the organism in Eukaryota, Fungi, Ascomycota, Dothideomycetes, Pleosporales, Didymosphaeriaceae. The transcript has a single exon. Bases 419 to 937 code for a protein of 172 amino acids. The record is from RefSeq and is a predicted model, not a curated record.